CAUGAAACUUCACAGCAUUCCUCCAAGUAGAAACACAAAGUUUUACUAGCUUUACGAAAGCCCUUUAGCUAAUUUGGCCUCAGCACCAGCUCUUCUUUUUGCAUUUAGAACUGUGCAAUGGCCUCUCAUAUUAGCUUGAAGACCCUGGCAGUCUUGGUUCUUGCAAUUGCCCUCUUUGUGCAAGGCACUCUAGGAGCAAUAACAUGUGAGAAUCUGGACGAGAACACAUGCGCAUUCGCAGUGUCAUCCUCCGGCAAACGCUGUGUGCUUGAGAAGCAUGUAAAAAGGAGCGGAGAGGAAGCAUACACAUGCCGUACAUCAGAAAUUGAGGCAGACAAAAUACAAGACUUGAUCGAGACUGACCAGUGCAUCAAAGGAUGUGGGCUUGACCGUAAAACACUUGGAAUCUCAUCUGACUCUCUCCUUGAGCCUCGUUUCACACAAAAGCUUUGCUCAACUCAGUGCUAUGGAAGCUGCCCCAACAUUAUUGACCUAUACUUCAAUCUUGCCGCUGGUGAAGGUGUAUUUCUACCCAAAUUAUGUGAAGCACAAGGAGCAAAUACGCGACGAGCAAUGUCUGAGAUGAAAAGCUCUGGUCAUGUUGCUCCAGGACCUGUGCAGCCUGGGAAGUUGACAGGUGCACCAGGACCCGUUUUGCCUGUGGAAUUCACUAUUGCACCAAUAGUUGCCCCAGCACCAUACUAAAUUCACAGUAAAAAAGAAUUGUAUACGAAGCUUAAUUAGUUUUAUUAAUUAUGUUACAAUAAUAAGUCACACCAGGGUCAGUAAUCUCAUUGAUUUGGUCUGUGCAAUCACGUUGAUUAUGACUCCGGUGUGUUGUAUUAUAUCAAGGAAUAGAUUAAUAAAUUUAGUUCUUUACAGACU
Quercus robur (English oak) is the source of this 885-nucleotide messenger RNA. RefSeq lists its product as uncharacterized. The record is from RefSeq and is a predicted model, not a curated record. The transcript has 4 exons. The coding region runs from base 118 to 705 and encodes 195 amino acids. Lineage: Eukaryota; Viridiplantae; Streptophyta; Magnoliopsida; Fagales; Fagaceae.